AAUAGCGACUCUGGUGUAGUAAAACAAUAGGCAUUGAAUGUUUCUGGGCAAUACUAUGCAUUAGGGCAAAAUUAUGGCGGGAGCCAUUGGAGCAACAGCGUCCUGUAUUUUCUGUGAGAUAGCGACCAACUCCAAAUCCCAUACAAUUCUCCACUCUGAUGAUAAGGUUGUUGCUUUUCAUGACAUUAAUCCAUCCGCUUUCAGGCAUUACUUAGUGGUUCCUGUGGAGCAUAUUCCUACUGUUAAUGAUCUUCAGAGAAGAACCGAAGAUUAUUCUUUGGUGAGUCAUAUGUUAGAUGUGGGAAAAAUGUUAUUACUCAGGGAUGCACCUCAUUCAAAGCAGUACAGAUUUGGUUUUCAUCAGCCUCCACUGAAUUCUGUUAACCACCUACACCUUCAUUGUUUUGCACUACCAUAUACACCCAGAUGGAGAUAUAUGAAGUAUUUGUCUUUGGGGCCAAUUGGUUUCAUCGAAGCAGAGAAGUUUUUGGAAAAGAUAAAGCCUGUGCCUGGAGUUCAUUGAAAAGUAUAAAUUAAUAUGAAAUUGUUGUUUAAAGUUAUUCUUGGCUUUUCUUAUUUCUAGAAAGAUGCUUAUUCCAGCUCCCAUUAAAAUUCACCUCUGUUAAAUUUUUUGGUGACUGAAAGUUAGAGUUAUGGCCUCGAGUCUAUAGAUCAUUAUGCAUAUACGAUAUCUUACUUGACAAUUGACAUUCAAAUGGUGAACAGUAAAUUAUAAUGGUAAUUGCUAUAUAUAUUAUAAUAGAAGCCCUUGCAUCAUAAUUUUAACAUAAGUUUAACAUAACUGUGCAAAUUAGAAGUAGAACUCCAGGUUGCGAUGACUACCAAACUAUGCUAACACGUCUAACACUAGCAUCAACAACUUUGUUCAACCUUUAUAAAGAAAUUCAAUAGACUUGAGAAAACACAUCUUGGUUUAGUACUUCCGAACAGUUGUUUCUUUUUUUUUUUUCCACCCAAUUUCUUAGACAUGAGAUGUAUUUGAGACCAGGUUUGAAAUGUGUUAUUCAGACUCAGUGUUUGUUGUUAUCCCCAAAGAUAUGGGAAUGAAGCUGAAAAUACAAUAAACACAAAAAUCAGCUAUGGUUUUCUCAUUGGUUGUCUCUCUCUUUAGAGUGUCUCCAAUGGAGUGGAGAAGUUUUGGGGGAGAUUGUGACAUAGUUGCUUGCAGUUCCAGUAUUGACCUGUCAUGUCCUGCUGUUUGCUGCACUUUUUAGACUAUUGCUUGAAUUUUUUGUUGAAGAUUUUGAUAGAAUUGAUUUGAGAAUACAAACAAUGGAUUAGUCCAAAUGGUAAGGGAUUUGGACCCCAUACGCAAAUGGUAGGGGUUUGGUCUCAGAUUACUGCAUAUGGAAAAUAUUUUGUUGGGUUACUAUUAAACGACAGUGAAAAUUUUGUAUCUAUAAUAUGUUAAUUCUUAAAUAAAAAAUUAUUUUAAGAAUUGAAAGCAAAUAAGGUAGAAGUUAACAAUUGAUUUGUAUUUGGAAAUAUAAAUUAACAUUGAGGAUAAAUUCUAUUGAGCAGAAAAAAUUGAAAUGGCUACUUUCCAAUAAAAUAAUAUUAUAUCCAACUGGAUUAAUUUUUUACCUGUUUCUGUACACACAUCCACGUUUUACUGUUUUAACACGUCUAAUGUACACACAUCCACGUUUUACUGUUUUAGCACGUCUAAGGAUGUUCAAGGGUUAUUCAGAAAGACUGUAGGAGAAUUUAAUCUGCCACCCCUAACUUAUACUGGACAUUCCCUACAUAUUGAGUGAAUUGACUGUAUUAUUUUUCACAACUUUAAAA
Messenger RNA from Vicia villosa (hairy vetch), 1809 nucleotides. Its product is annotated as bifunctional adenosine 5'-phosphosulfate phosphorylase/adenylylsulfatase HINT4. The transcript is spliced from 6 exons. The record is from RefSeq and is a predicted model, not a curated record. NCBI's taxonomy places the organism in Eukaryota, Viridiplantae, Streptophyta, Magnoliopsida, Fabales, Fabaceae. Gene Ontology annotation, molecular function: catalytic activity. The coding region runs from base 74 to 523 and encodes 149 amino acids.